AUGGAUGUAUUACAAUCAAAAAUUAUUCUACAGAUUCGUCCAAAAUUACAAUCAAUAUCUUGUCAAACAAAAUCAUGUUUAAAAUCGAGUACAUGUGCAACUGAACAAAUAUUAUUUUGUCAAAAUACAACAAAUAAUAAAUUAUCAAAAGUACUUGAAUAUAAAAAUCAAUCAAUUGUUUCUAAUCGUUGUUCAUAUGAAUUUUAUAUUCCUAAUCAUCUUCUUAAACAAACUCAUGAAUGUAUGAUUAUAGCAGCAUUAAAUCCUCAUUGUUUUACAAUUCAACUUAAACAAGAUGCAAUUGAAUUUGAUAAAUUUCAACGUGAAAUAAAUGAUUUUUAUAAUGAACUUGAUGAUAGACAAUAUUUAGUAAGACCAGAACAAAUACUUACUAAUUUAUGUGUUAUAUGUGCUGAUCCAAAAUCAUCAGAUAAUGAUAAAAUUUGGAAUCGUUCACAAAUACUUGAUUUUGAUGUAAAUGAUAAUACAGUUAACUUAUUUUAUGUUGAUUUAGGUACAUGGGAUGAAUAUGUACCUAUAAAUCGUCUUCGUCAUUUAAUUGAUUGUUUUCAUCGUCAUUUGGUUUUUUCAUUAACAUGUCGUUUAGCUCAUAUAUCACCAAUAAAUAAUGACAAUGUUGAUUUAACAUGGCCAACUGAUGCAACUGAUCAAUUUUUAGCUGUUAUUGAUCAAGUUUUACCUGAAAUAGAAUUUAUAUCAUUUGGAGAUGAUGGAUGUUUUCAAACAAAUUUAUUUGUUAUUAAUUCAGGACAAUAUGUAUGUGUUAAUGAUUAUAUGAUACAUAUUAAAAAAGCUAAAGCCAUUGUACAAUCAACAAAUAUUGAUGAUAACAAUCAAACGAUUGUUCGAUCUGACAAAAACUGUGCCAGCAAUAGUAAUCCAUCAAUUCAUCCAGUCAUUGCUUUAUACAAUCAAUUAGGAGAAGCUUUAACACGGUCUCUUGUUAAAUCUCGUCCAACUAGUCUAAAUAAUUCAUCAGUGCCAUCUUCAUCUAUUUCAAAUGAACCUCUUGUGAAACUUAUUCAUAUACAAGCAAAUAAUAUUAAUCAAAAAUUACCUAUUAUUUUUAUACAUUAUCAAAAAACUAUACUUAUACCUGAUUUCAAUAUUUGUACUUUACUUAAAAUAAUUAAUUCAAAUAUUGACAUUGAUAUUAUUCAAGAUUAUGCUUUAGCUAUUAAAUAUCAUUCUCUACGUAUAACACGUGAAUGUGAUUCUAAUAUAUUUACACAAAUCGAUUUGUUAGUUCAUGUUCAGUCUUUAAAUAAUAUUUCAUUAUAUUCAAUUGAUUUUGUUCGUUUUAUUCUCGAACAUUAUCAUUUUCCAAUAGGAAAUAUAUUUCUUGCAUUAGACAAUGCUAAACAUGCUCAAUUAAAUACAUUAGAUCUUUCUCUUUGGUUUACAAUGGAUAAUGAAUUAUCAUCUGUAUCCAAUAGCUCCAUAAAAACAUGUGAAGAUGAACAAGUAUCAACAAUAAAAAAACGUCUUCCAUUUUCUAAUCGACUUAUAUAA
This is a messenger RNA of Rotaria sp. Silwood2, 1533 nucleotides long. The record is from the annotation of a GenBank genome assembly. Lineage: Eukaryota; Metazoa; Rotifera; Eurotatoria; Philodinida; Philodinidae.